AUGAAUGAGUUACGAUUCGAACUAUUCCGGACGAAAAUAUUGGAGUGCUGUGUGCGGCAGGGUCGCAGGUCGCUAGUCCUGUUGUCUAUGACAAUGUCUGCCGGAUCUGGAGCUGUUUUCCGGACUCGUAGAACCUUUUAUACUGUACUGCCUAUAUGCUUUAUUAUCUUCACUUGCCUUUUGUCGAUAGCUUUAAUUCUACCAUCAUUUCUCUUCAGUGAUUCUAAUUCUGUGCCAUUGGUCCUUCAUGGACCGAUCACUUUCCGGUGGCAAAUGGCUGAUGCCAAAAACGAUUUAAGAAUUUUAUUGUUAGACAUCGAAGACACUGAAUUAUAUCAUCAAGAACUACUACGUAAAAACCGUAUACCACUUCAUCUCCCAGUGGCUCCUAUAUUCAUGCCAGGCAUCAAAUAUAAGAAUGAAAUGGCCAAAAAAAUCUCGGACUCCACGUUAUUUGAAACUGUUUUUAAUUUCAGUAAAUGUUCAGUUGUUGGAAAUUUUGGUAUAUAUGUUUACAAGCCGGGCAUAAAUGCUUCAGAUUAUGCUGUUGGCUAUUACAGAACAUUCAGCCAGUUUCACAAAUUAAUCAAUGAUCCGAAUGAUGCUUGCCUUUUUUUCGCAUUUGUAGAUGAUGCCAGUAAUAUUGAAAGCCUAGAGUACUGGAAUAAUGGUCAAAAUCAUGUUCUCGUAAAUGUCGGCAUCAAUCCGAUCGGAAAUUAUCUAAAUGCAGUUAUUGUCUCUUCGUCAUAUGGUUAUAGAUUGUUUAAAGACAAUUUUGAUAUAUCUCUGUACGUAAGAGUCCCUGACUAUAACAAGAAUGGAUGGAAACAAUUGUCUCCGCUGUUACCGCUGGCUAGAAAAUAUCUCUUGUCAUGUGUUGGUGUACUACCGAAAAAAUUUCUGUCAUUUGCGGAAGAACAGCUUGGAUUAUUAGCAAGUUCAGCGGAGUCUGUUGGUGAUCGAGUGUUUUUGGAUUUCAGUUGCAAAAAAAAUUGUACUUUAAAGAGUGAUAUAUAUCACGAAUCUAUGUUUUCGCUUUUGUUGUUUGAAGCUGGACAAGUUUCGACAAAUGUGUUUCAUGAACAUCUGUUAUCUUCUCUUCGAUUUGGUGCUGUUCCUAUAAUAACUGCAUUGCAACCACCUCUCCCCUUUAUGGAAUUGUUUGAUUGGAGGCGUGCAGUGUUUGUAUUACCGAUACAACGGUUGCCUGAACUUCACUUUAUUUUACGUUCUUUUGCACCAGCCGAUGUUUUGGAAAUGAGACGUCAGGGACGGUUUCUACUAGAAAACUAUCUUACAGAUAAAAAAGUAAUUGCUGAAACAUUAAUAGCAGCAUUAAGACAUCGUAUUGGUGUGCCUGGUGAACAGACUGUUGCUGUGAAAGGUAGUCCACUGUUCAGCAAUCAAAAGUUUAGUCCUCCGCAUGUGGUUGCUGUGAAACCACCAGAAGAGGAAUAUUUGGGGCCACGUGAAGCGCCUCAUAACUCUAUUCCUUAUACGCACAAUUAUACAUCUAUUCAUAUGUAUUCAUAUCACUGGUGGAACGAUUUUGGUCGCGUAGCAGGCAGGUCAUUAGAGUACAUUGUUAAUGAACCACCGUUCCCAUCACAAUUUGAGUACGGUGAAGGUCUUGAGUGGGGUUUCCGUCCUAUUGCUCCACCUGCAAGUGGCGCUACUUUCUCCAGUGCUCUAGGUGGCAAUAGACCACGGGAACAAUUCACAGUGGUCUUUCUUACAUAUCAACGAGAUGCUAUUUUGGCGACUGCUCUUGAAAGGCUCAAUAAUAUACCAUAUCUUAAUAAGGUUUUGGUAAUAUGGAAUGGACGUGAAGCACCGCUGGAACGUAAUUGGCCGCGACUUCAUGUACCUGUCAUAUUUAUCAAUUCGAGCGUGAAUUCCUUGAAUAAUCGAUUUCUACCCUAUGAAGAGAUCAAUACAGAAGCGGUGCUGUCGCUUGAUGAUGAUAUCGAGCUCAGGCAGCACGAAAUUAUUUUUGCGUUCAGAGUCUGGCGAGAGCAGAGAAAUAAAAUUGUCGGUUUCCCAGCACGACGUCAUUCUCAGAAAGGAAAUGAAAUUUUAUAUGAUAGCAACCACACAUGCCAAUUAAGUAUGAUAUUAACAGGAGCUGCGUUCAUUCAUAAAGCUUAUUUUUAUGCUUACACUUAUGGAAUGCCCCAGGUCAUUAAGGAGAAAGUUGAUGAACUAAUGAAUUGUGAAGAUUUGGCGAUGAAUUUUUUAGUAGCUCACUUGAUUAGAGAGCCUCCUAUCAAAACUACUAGCAAAUGGACUCUGCGUUGUCCAGCUUGUAAAGCGAGUCUUUACCAACGAAGUACGCACUACCAUCAAAGACAUGAAUGCAUUCAAUUUUUCACUCAAGUUUACGGGUAUAAUCCACUUUUGUUUACGCAAGUACGGGUCGAUUCGGUACUUUUCAAAACACGUCUACCCACUAAUCAUCAGAAGUGUUUCAAAUAUGUUUAG
Messenger RNA from Thelazia callipaeda (thelaziosis nematode), 2481 nucleotides. NCBI's taxonomy places the organism in Eukaryota, Metazoa, Nematoda, Chromadorea, Rhabditida, Thelaziidae. The record is from the annotation of a GenBank genome assembly.